CACCAGAAAACAUGUUUAUUAUGGAGCUACAACAUUGUUGUUAUUGUGGAACACUCCUUUACAGUAGGUGGCGGUGUCCAACUUUCAACUCUACCAUCCAGCAUAAGGAAACAUAAUCUCACCAGCUAAAAACAAAGCUAGCCAGCGAUGUGUAGUUUCUGAUAUGAUUCUCUUUAUUUUAAUAGCUAGCUAGAUAACUGUAAAUUAUCAUAACAUAGAAAACAUAAAAACUGUUUCAUUGAAAAGGGGCCAAAAGCGUCGGGGGACAAUGUCGGGUUCCGUGGUCGAGUUCCAGGCGCAGAUAGCCUCAAUCAUGGAGGUGCUAGCCAACGCGGCUGUAGCCGAAAUCUGCAAAAUUGUUGACGAUGGCUAUGCUGUUGUACACCUGGAGAUGUCCCAAAGCCACAAGGACAACGACUUUCUCCGGAGGAAAUUGAAAUUGAUGGAAUUUCAGAUCGCGAGGUUUCGGGCUGAGAGAAUAAAGUCUUCAGAGGGGUCCGUCCACAAUCGCUUCCAUGGAAUACGCCUCCUAAACAGACACAACCAUCGAGAGAAGGCAAUGACAGGACCUACUUGGCAAAGCAGAGCCAGACUUUCGAACAGGAGUUUUGGGAACAGCAGCAUUCAAAGAGACAGACAGCCCAUAGACGUGGACCAAGACGAUGUCUCUCCAUCAAAGCAUAUGGAGGCUACAAGUAAUGAGCAGUCAGCAGAGACAGAGGAAGGGGAACCAGACCUGCUAAUCAUCAAGGAUGAGGGGGAAGCAGAUGACCAGGACUCUAGGAUCAGCCACCCAGCUAGAACAAUGGAGGGCAGCAGAGAACUAACCACCCAACCGGCUGCAGCCACCACAGAGGACCCCGCCUUCCAGCUCAGUGGCCCCAGAGGCAACAACAACUACAACACCGCUAUGGAGCAGUCAGGAGAGACAGAGGAAGGGGAACCAGACCUGCUGAUCAUCAAGGUGGAGGGAGAAGCAGAUGACCAGGACUCUAGGAUCAGCCACCCAGCUAGAACAGUGGAGGGCAGCAGAGAACUAACCACCCAACCAGCUGCAGCCACCACAGAGGACCCCGCCUUCCAGUCCAGUGGCCCCAGAGGCAACAACAACUUCAACAACACCGCUUUGGAGUUCCCAGUUGUCUUGAAAGCACCAUACAUCCAGAGAAUGCCUGACUUUGAUGACAAAGUUUGA
This is a messenger RNA of Oncorhynchus tshawytscha (Chinook salmon), 1195 nucleotides long. RefSeq lists its product as uncharacterized. NCBI's taxonomy places the organism in Eukaryota, Metazoa, Chordata, Actinopteri, Salmoniformes, Salmonidae. The transcript is spliced from 5 exons. The record is from RefSeq and is a predicted model, not a curated record. The coding region runs from base 269 to 1195 and encodes 308 amino acids.